This is a messenger RNA of Raphanus sativus (radish), 1703 nucleotides long. Its product is annotated as F-box/kelch-repeat protein At4g33290. The record is from RefSeq and is a predicted model, not a curated record. Gene Ontology annotation, molecular function: protein binding. Lineage: Eukaryota; Viridiplantae; Streptophyta; Magnoliopsida; Brassicales; Brassicaceae.
CGAAACCUUUACAGCAUCUUCUACUUUCGGUGUAUGUAGCCUCGUUUUCUUGACCAACCCUAGAUUCACUCCUCAACCAUGGCCGAAGGGAAAAGCACAAUCUUCGCCACUCCAGUCAACCACGCCGACAUGAUCGUCACUUCGUCGCGCCACAAGUCAAUCCCGAUUGAAACAACGAUCUCCGAUCUUCCGGUAAAUUUGGUGGAGGAGAUUCUCUCUAGGGUUCCCUUGAAAAAUAUGAGAGAAGUUCGAUUAACUUGCAAAGGGUGGGACACUUUAUCAAAGAGUCGAAGCUUUUCAAAGAUGCAUAUUGAUAAGCUAAGCACUGUAAAGGAAGGUGAGUCUCUGAUAAUCGCAAUGGUGGAUUACAAUCUUUAUCUCAUGACGGUCGUUCUGGGGGGAACCGAUGAGGAUCCAUUCGUAGAGUGCCAAGGUAGACUUACUUGCCUAGACAAACAAAUCAAGAUAUCUCAAGUUUUCCACUGCGAUGGUUUAUUGUUAUGCCUCUCUGAAGAUGCUAUCCUUUGGAAUCCAUAUUUGGGUCAAACUAGGUCGAUAGAGUUUCCAUGCACUCACUGCCCACACAGAUGGAACAGGUUCACAUACGCCCUCGGAUACGAGGAGAAAGGCUCAUCUUGUCGUGGCUACAAAUUAUUGAGGUUUAUAGACAUCUAUGACGAUUAUAGACCUACACACCAGUAUUCAUGUUAUGAGAUUUACGAUUUCGACUCUAGUACAUGGAAGACUCUUGAUAUCACUCCACAUUGGCGUAUAAAAUUUGGAUUGCCUGGCGUGUCUCUCAAAGGAAACACUUACUGGCCUGCUUCACCAAGGAACAUAAAAGAAAACACGCUUGACGAUCACAUGAUCUGUUUCGAUUUCUCAAGUGAGAGUUUUGGUCCGCUUCUGCGUCUCCCGUUUGACGCUGGUGGUGAUGAAGGCUAUGCGACUUUAUCAAGUGUUAGAGAAGAGAAGCUUGCGGUUUUACUUACCCGCAACGAAGUAGAUCCGUUUGAGUGUGAGAUAUGGGUUAGCACUAAGAUUGAGGCCGAAAAGGUGUCUUGGAUCAAGUUCUUGAAAGUGGAAACGGAAAUGGGAUUUAACGCUAUGGUUGAUUGUGUGAGUUUCUUCAUUGACGAGGAGAAGAAAGUCGCUAUGGGUUACUCCGAAACAUUGAACAUUGUCGGAGAGGAUGGAUACUUGAAAGAGCUGGAGCUCGUGGAACGUGAUGGCAGAGACGUAAACUACUGUAUCCCGAUGGUGUGCUCUUAUGUGCCAAGCCUAGUGCAAAUCAAGCAACCUUCUCCAGGAGGUCAAAGGAAACAACGAGGCGACUUAGAAAAGCUAAGUCAACGAUAUGAUCAAAACAUGUCCAGACUUGCCGCUAUUGAAAAUCGUAGCAGUGUGUGAUACUCUGCAAAAGGAGGAAGGCAAAAAACGAAAUGAUUAGUCGUUCAUAGAUGUCUUUGAUUUACUCUUAGCUCUUCUGAUGCAGCGUGUCUUUAUUAAGAUGUCUAAGAUAUAAGACGUAUAGGCGGCUUCUUCUGUCUGGUCAUCUGAGGCUUGUUCUACUCAUCACAUUUCUGUAUUAGCCAAGACAAGCUCGCGGUUUUAUUUAGUCUCGGUUAACAAAGCUUAGUUUAUGUAUUUGCAUUUACUCUUCUUAACUUUUUGUCUUUUCUUAAGCUGACCUUGUUUUGGUG